AGCAUUUUUGUUGUUUUUUUUUGUGGGAAAUUUCUGGGUUUUAUAAUGUUGGAUUUUGGAUGAUAUUGGGUUUAGGUAAAUUACAGAAUUGGUUAAGAAUAUUGAGUUGUUUCUACAAUGUGAAAACAACCAAAUUCUUUAAAAUAGGUUUGUUGGUUGUUUUGGGAUUCAGUGAUGAAUGUUUUGAUUUCAUGAUUUGUCUUCUUCUUAAUUUCUUUACUUUGUCGAUGGGAAUGGGCUAUGUACAUUUUUAGGCUAUUUUAUUGGUAGACUCAUGGCCGAAUCAGCCCAACUAUAGCGGGUAUGGGUAAAAAUUCUGGUUCGGAGAUUGGCCCAACCUAGCUGACCACUUGGCCCCUCGACGAGCUUUUUUUUAAGAAAGUUCGACUUGACCCAUGAUCACCUCUGUCAUUUUGUUACUAUGUAUUCAAGUUAUGUGUCAUGAAGUUAUUUACUGACAGUGUGGAAAUUAAGGAAUUUCAAUACCACAUUGAUUAUGUGAAAUAUUGAUUUUGUCAGUUCUACUGUUGCAAGUCACAUCCCCUUUUCCUGGGAGUAGCCUUUUUUUGAAUUUAUUUUUUUUUUAUUUUAUUUUAUAAGUUAUAUUAAUAUGGCAAUGUCUAUUUUUAAUGUGCAGAAUGACCUUCAGAACAAUCCAACAAUGGAUGAAGCUUCUAAUAUUCAUGGGAGUAUUUCUGAAAACAGAAAGUUUAUAUGUUGGAAUUACAAAAGUCAGAAGUGCAGUGGCUAAAGGAGCUGUUUGUUUAGAUGGUAGUGCCCCUGCAUACCACCUAGAUAGAGGACAUGGAUCUGGGGUUAAUAAUUGGUUGGUUCAUGUUGAGGGAGGAGGUUGGUGUAACAAUAUCACAACAUGCCUCGAACGAAAGUACUCUCACUUGGGUUCAUCCUGGAAAAUGGAAAAGCAGCUUGCAUUUUCUGGAAUUUUGGGCAAUAAUCCAAUGUUUAAUCCAGAUUUUUAUAAUUGGAACAGAGUUAAAAUUCGAUACUGUGAUGGUGCCUCAUUUACAGGAGACGUCGAAGCUGUCAAUUCUAUUACUAAGCUUCACUUUCGCGGAGCUAGAAUUUGGCAUGCUGUCAUUGAGGAUUUGUUACUGAAGGGAAUGAAAAAUGCUAAAAAUGCUAUUCUUUCUGGGUGUUCAGCUGGUGGAUUGACUUCCAUUUUACAUUGUGAUAGCUUUCGAGCUCAUCUCCCUGUGAAUGCUAGGGUAAAGUGCCUCUCAGAUGCUGGCUAUUUUAUCAAUGUAAAAGAUGUCUCCGGAGCAUCACAUAUCGCUUCAUAUUUUGAUCAAAUAGUCAAAUUACAUGGUUCAGCAAGGACUUUGCCUGCAUCUUGCACCAGGACUUUAAGACCUGAUUUGUGCUUCUUCCCACAAUACAUGGCAAAAAAGAUCAAGGCACCACUCUUUAUACUAAAUGCAGCAUAUGAUAGAUGGCAGAUAAAGAACAUUUUGGCACCCGUUGUAGCUGAUCCUCAAGGCGUCUGGUCUGACUGCAAGAUUGACAUAAAGAAUUGCUCAACCAAUCAGCUUACUGUCAUGCAAGAUUUUAGGUCCGAGUUCUUAACUGCUCUGAGUAAACUGGGAAAGUCACCAUCUAGAGGGUUGUUCAUAAAUUCGUGUUACGCCCACUGCCAGACAGAAUUGCAGGAAACAUGGUUUAGUCAUGACUCCCCUGCUUUGCACAAAACGAGAAUAGCAAAGGCAGUUGCAGACUGGUUUUACGACAGGAGACGACUUCAGAUGAUAGACUGUCCAUACCCUUGUGAUCAUAGUUGCCAUGAUCGGAUUUUUGAGCCAGACGAACCACAUCAUCACCAUCAUCAUCAACAACAACAACAAAAAGGCGAAGGUGAAAAACGAUGGAGAUAUAUGUUGCUCGAGAAACUACUUCUUGUUCUAUGUUUAUUUGGCUAUGUAACCAUUUUUUAGAUGGAAGUUUUUAUUAGGCUUUGUAAAUUAUAUGGCUCACAUGCAAUAUACUAUGAUACCGUUUUUGCUGAUAA
This is a messenger RNA of Chenopodium quinoa (quinoa), 2023 nucleotides long. Its product is annotated as pectin acetylesterase 8-like. Bases 630 to 1949 code for a protein of 439 amino acids. Lineage: Eukaryota; Viridiplantae; Streptophyta; Magnoliopsida; Caryophyllales; Amaranthaceae. Gene Ontology annotation, cellular component: plant-type cell wall. The transcript has 13 exons. Gene Ontology annotation, biological process: cell wall organization. Gene Ontology annotation, molecular function: pectin acetylesterase activity. The record is from RefSeq and is a predicted model, not a curated record.